Aspergillus terreus NIH2624 is the source of this 1335-nucleotide messenger RNA. RefSeq lists its product as uncharacterized. The transcript has 5 exons. The record is from RefSeq and is a predicted model, not a curated record. NCBI's taxonomy places the organism in Eukaryota, Fungi, Ascomycota, Eurotiomycetes, Eurotiales, Aspergillaceae. The coding region runs from base 1 to 1335 and encodes 444 amino acids. Gene Ontology annotation, molecular function: magnesium ion transmembrane transporter activity; cobalt ion transmembrane transporter activity; cobalt ion binding.
AUGUGUACAGACCCCGUACAACCCUCUUUAAACCCUCCUGCACCUGAACCCCCGAUGAGAAACGCCACUCACACCAGCAAUCUCAAUCCGACACCAAAAUCUCCGGGAGUCCACGAUCUCGAAGAAGCAUAUGGGCUGAAAGACCUAUCCGACCCAAAUACCUGUACCGGAUAUAACUCGCUACAUGUCGUACCAAAUGUCAACGUGUCGAACGGAAAGCACUUGCCCGAUGGUAUCCGAUUAUGGUCGUGGCUGAUUCUAUGUGACGAUGGAACCGUGAUCUCCAUGCAAGAAAAUCCCUACCCCGGACUCUCCAGGCCGAAUGAGAAGGAGCUGAAGGCGGUCCUGGGCAUUGUCCGUAGGAACAUUCAAUUCAUAUUCUCUGGAGUGUCUAAACAGCAUUUUGCUUCCUCUGCGAGCGACUCGUUGAUUACGAUUCGCGUGCGACCUUUCCACGGCGGGGACGGCGAUCAUGCCAGCAUCAAACAGGACGACGGCCCUAGCUUGCUGUUCUACUACAUCUUUGACGACUGGGUUUCGAGUUAUGCUUUGGUCGCUAAGCGGGAGCACAAGUACGGGGUUAUACUGGACAAAUUGAGAACGGAUAUGUUGACAAGACCAGCCGUGGACCUGGUUAAUGAACUCCAUGGGCUUGGCCGGCAGCUCGCGGUUCUUAGAAGGCUUUAUUCCAGCUAUGAGCUGAUCAUGACGCGCAUUCUACAGAGACAACGACUCCUCCGUGAUGAGGCGCGCUCGAGUCGCCCUCCAAUGGCCCUUGGGCCCGUAUUUGGCGAAAGUGAGAUAGUGGAUCCCCGCCAGGCAGCCUUGCAAAACAAUUUCUCCUUCUCGAGCCUCCCAGAUAACCCAGUCGGGGUCCAGCUGAGCUCAGCUGCUGUGGCACGUUUCGAAAGACUGCUGGAUCGGAUCAAGCUUUAUUGCCUGUCUGAGAUCGACACCUGUCUGACUGAGAAGGAGUCCCUCACUUUUUUGAACUUCAACCUGAUCGCCUUAAAGGACUCCCAGGCUGUCGAGAAGCUCACGAGGAUCACGAUCUUGCUGGCCAAGGCGACCAUCCUGUUCUUGCCAGUGAGUCUGAUGACGGGGUACUUCUCAACCGAGCUCGAGGGCGUCAAGGGAGGGUAUACGCCGACACAGUACUGGGUGGCUUUUGCGGUGAUCUUGUUCUUGUCAAUGGUGCUACUCGGCUUAUUCGGGUACCUCAGUGACACGGUCGAAGGCAAAACCAUCUACCAGUCCCUGUUCCGGUCGUUUUUUCGUUCCUCUAGGGAGAGGAUCUCGUCCCGUCGAGGGGAUAAGGCGGGAGCUGCCGAGUGA